GUUAGCCAUGCUCUCUCAGCCUCAGAAGAAGGAAAAGGGAACCCUCUCUGAACAGAUUUUGCUAAGCCAAGAAGAUAGUCUUUGUGUUGUCGAAGGCUUUCAUAGCCGGAAAGACAUACAACAACCCCAAGAUAGUCUUUGUCCUCAGAAGUACAAAGUUAAAAGAAAAAGGGGAAAGGUUAAAAAAAGGGAAGAGGAAACAGAAAGCAAAGAAAGAAAAUGAAGUGAACUGACCUACAUCAGAUGCCAGAUGUUGAGCUUUAAAAAUGGAAGAAUGUUUCAAAGGAAGCUCCACUUCAGGAGGGCAAUCAUCACCAGUGGGCCAGGCAGAAACGGCUAUUUGUGAUAAAGUGAAUACUGCGAGGCAAAAACAACAGUUUCUUUUGUUGCCAAGUGAAGGGGAUCAGUGGAAAAAUAAGACGCAACAAAUAGAACGUCAGUUGAAAUGCUUGGCGUUCCAGAAUCCAGGACCUUUACUGGCAGACUUCAAUCCAGAAACUCGAGAACAGCAGAAGAAAGCCUGCAUGUCAAUGAUAAACCAGGACUGUUUUAAAACUACAAAGAAAACCAUGAAGAAAUAUGACAAAAAAGGCUGCCUCCUAUCCAGGAAAGUAGAUUUGUGUGACUGCCUGGAGAAGAACUGUCUGGGCUGCUUCUACCCCUGCCCCAAAUGCAAUUCCACUAAGUGUGGAACAGAGUGUCGCUGCAACAGAAAAUGGGUUUAUGAUCAGAUUCAGACGGAGGAUGGACAAAUUAUCAGAUUUCCAUUUCUAAAGAACUGAUUUGUAUUUCUCUUCCUGAUCCCCCUUGUAAAGCAGUGGCUGAACAUUUUAUUUAUACUAUUUAUUUAUUUAGAAUUCAAUUGAAUGAGUGAACAUUUCAUGCAAUUUGGGGGAGGCAGCAGAGUUAUUUAUGUGGUAUUGGAGAAAUGAGAUAAUUUUGUAGCUUACGUAUAAAGAUUAUGUAUCAGAGUCCUUAUGGGGUAGCAUCUUUGAAUCCAGGGAAUCUUGAGUUGAGAAGUGUGUUUAUGUGGUUCUGUUUCAUGCAAUUCACCAAUGACAUCCCUUUCCCAACUCCUGUUUUCAUUUUUAAAUGAACACUGCAGAAAGACAUAAUAUUGUAUUUAGUAAGAAUAGUUUAAUUGGAGUAGAUGGAAUGGCACUGACUAGAAUUAAAGCACCUUUUCUUAUUGUC
Molecule: messenger RNA, 1194 nt
Organism: Anolis carolinensis (green anole)
Lineage: Eukaryota; Metazoa; Chordata; Lepidosauria; Squamata; Anolidae
Gene: arl14epl
Product: ADP ribosylation factor like GTPase 14 effector protein like
Exons: 5
Coding region: 267-782 (171 amino acids)
Cellular component (GO): intracellular membrane-bounded organelle
Source: RefSeq, a predicted model, not a curated record